Klebsormidium nitens is the source of this 609-nucleotide messenger RNA. The record is from the annotation of a GenBank genome assembly. NCBI's taxonomy places the organism in Eukaryota, Viridiplantae, Streptophyta, Klebsormidiophyceae, Klebsormidiales, Klebsormidiaceae.
AUGCCGGAAGCGAGACCCUUGACCACCCCCCUCGAAAGCGCCAAGACCGCCAUGUUCAUCUUUGCCACCGCGCCCCCUCCGCCGGUCUGGCCCGACCAGUUCCACGCGGUCUGCCUCCAGAACCGCAGCGGACACCUGGCGCUGACCGACCUGUGGUACGACUUCCCCGGGGGGCGCAACGCUAACAUCAUCCACCGCCAGCUCGGAUCCACCACUUAUGACAUCGAGUGGACAAACGGGACGAGCUUCUUCUUCUCCGAUCAGGGCGGGGGCUGCCGCAUGCUCCACUUUGACGUGGGUAUCCUGCGCCCGGACUGGCUGAGCGGGGGGCAGUACGUGGGCAGGCGCGAGAAGGACGGCUUUGCGUGCGACGUGUGGACGAAAGCGGAGUUCAUAACGUACUACGCGGAUGUGAAGACGGGGCGACCGGUUUUCUGGCAGUUUUUGGGCUCAGGGGCAGAGUUCCACAUUUUGAGGUUUGAGGAGGGGGCGGUACUGGGGGCGGAGGGGUGGCAGGCGCCCGCCGCGUGUUUUGAGAGCGGUGGUACGGCGGCUUUGCAGGUGGAGGGGCAUUCACUGCUGGCGGAGUUGAGGGGGCGGACGAUCUGA